Ostreobium quekettii is the source of this 309-nucleotide messenger RNA. Lineage: Eukaryota; Viridiplantae; Chlorophyta; Ulvophyceae; Bryopsidales; Ostreobiaceae. The record is from the annotation of a GenBank genome assembly.
AUGUUGUCCAACAUUCUGAAGAUUGGAGCGGAGGGCAGACAUGUCAUUCUGGUGGAGGAUAUUGUGGACACAGGGCUGACUUUGAAGGCACUGAUCGACGAGCUUUCAACUUGUGCCGAGUCCGUGAAGGUCGUGGCACUGUUGAACAAGAAAUCACGCCGGACGGUCGACGUGCAACCGGACUACUGUGCCUUCGAGUGUCCUGAUGAAUUCGUUGUGGGGUAUGGCAUGGACUUCAACGAGCAAUAUCGCUCACUGCCGUACAUCGGUGUCCUGAGGCCCCAGGUGUACGGAGCUCCCGAUGACUAG